Linum tenue is the source of this 1166-nucleotide messenger RNA. The record is from the annotation of a GenBank genome assembly. NCBI's taxonomy places the organism in Eukaryota, Viridiplantae, Streptophyta, Magnoliopsida, Malpighiales, Linaceae.
GCUCUGUUUUUUUGCACUUCUUUCUCUACUUACUAAUGUGGCUUGGCUAGAAUGCACUCGCUCCAACAAUAUCGUCCCUCCCCCGGCGCACCUCACAAUGCAUCAAGUAGCGGCUCGUUGGGAGACAACCACGGUCGAGAAGCCGUCGAUUCGAACAGUAUCGUCUCGAAGUCCAACCUCUGGCGCUACAUUCAGGGGAUGGACUUCAACCCUGCUCGAAUGAUUUUGGCUGAAAUGAUGGGGACGUUCAUACUAAUGUUCUGCGUGUGCGGGAUCAUAGCAAGCACCCAAAUUCUCAAAGGCCAAGUCGGGCUGUUGGAGUACGCGGCCACGGCGGGGCUCACCGUCGUCGUGUUGAUCUUCUCCAUAGGCUCGAUUUCCGGCGCACAUGUUAAUCCGGCCGUCACCAUUGCCUUCGCCGCAUUCGGCCAUUUCCCCUGGCCUAGGGUUCCAUUCUACAUAUCGGCUCAAACGAUCGGUUCGAUCCUGGCAACCUACGUCGGGAAGUCGGUGUACGGGAUCGACCCGGAGCUGAUGGCUACUAGACCGCUUCAGGGCUGCGUGUCUAGCUUCUGGGCAGAGUUCAUGGCCACUUUCAUGAUCAUGUUCGUCGCCGCCGCGCUGACUUGCCAUGCUCAAUCAGUGGGUUACUUAUCUGGAUUGGUCAUCGGAAUAUCAAUCGGACUCGCAGUUCUGAUUACAGGGCCGAUUUCAGGGGGGUCGUUGAAUCCAGCGAGGUCGCUUGGUCCGGCGAUCGUGGCGUGGAACUUUAAGGACAUAUGGGUGUAUAUAACUGCGCCGAUAGGGGGAGCUCUGGCCGGAGCUCUGACGUUCCAUGCGUUGAACCUGCAGCAGAGGAGAGCGCAGCCGUGCGCCGUGGAGGAGUCACCGUCGCCGUCGCCGGAUAGUGGGUUGCUGGUUCACACCAUAGCUUUUGGGGAUUCUAGUGGUUGAGGAUUAGAAAUGGUCCCAAUUAAUCAAGCUGGCUUGUUUUCUAGUUCGUAAUUUGGUGUGGAUAAAGUGAAAAGUUGUGUAAGAACAUUAUUUCUCAUCAGCCUUUCUGGUGGUGGAAGAAGAUGAUUUGGUUGUUAUUGUCAGUUGUGGAAGGAGAAUGAGAAGGAUGUUCAUAUUCUUGGUCCAUACAAGAACUCUUCUGUUCUGGUUUU